Messenger RNA from Balaenoptera acutorostrata (minke whale), 1791 nucleotides. It is a transcript of the gene EPOR, whose product is annotated as erythropoietin receptor. Gene Ontology annotation, cellular component: external side of plasma membrane; membrane. Lineage: Eukaryota; Metazoa; Chordata; Mammalia; Artiodactyla; Balaenopteridae. The record is from RefSeq and is a predicted model, not a curated record. Gene Ontology annotation, molecular function: protein binding; erythropoietin receptor activity. Gene Ontology annotation, biological process: cytokine-mediated signaling pathway; positive regulation of cell population proliferation; hemopoiesis. Bases 96 to 1625 code for a protein of 509 amino acids. The transcript is spliced from 8 exons.
CCGGCGGAGGCAGCUGCUGACCCAGCUGUGGACUGUGCCUGGGGCGGAGGAAGGGGGGGCAGGAGCCCUGGGCCUCCCGUGGCAGGGGCUGCAUCAUGUAUCCUCUCGGGGCACCCCUCUGGCCUGGAGUUGGCUUCCUCUGUCUCCUACUCGCUGGGGCAACCUGGGCUCCCCCACCCAACCCACCGGACCCCAAGUUUGAAAGCAAAGCGGCCCUGCUGACAGCCCGCGAGCCUGAAGAGUUUCUGUGCUUCACCGAGAGGUUGGAGGAUUUGGUGUGUUUCUGGGAGGAAGCGGCAAGCGCCGGGGUCGGCCCGGACAACUACAGCUUCUCCUACCAGCUCGAGGGUGAGCCGUGGAAGCCGUGCCGCCUGCAUCAGGCGCCCACCACCCGCGGCUUGGUGCGUUUCUGGUGCUCGCUGCCUACAGCCGACACGUCGAGCUUCGUGCCCCUAGAGCUGAGCGUCACUGCGGCCUCCUCGGGCGCUUCACGCUACCGCCGAAUCAUCCACAUCAACGAAGUGGUGCUCCUAGACCCUCCCGCUGGGCUGCUGGCGCGGCGGGCAGACGAGGGCGGCCAUGUGGUACUGCGCUGGCUCCCACCGCCUGGGGCACCCAUGGCAAGCCUCAUCCGCUAUGAGGUGAACAUCUCGGCAGAGAACGCCGCUGGUGGCGCGCAGAGGGUGGAGAUCCUCGACGGCCGCACUGAGUGCGUGCUGAGUAACCUGCGGGGCGGAACGCGCUACACCUUCAGGAUACGCGCGCGUAUGGCCGAGCCGAGCUUCGGUGGCUUCUGGAGCGCCUGGUCCGAGCCUGUGUCGCUGCUGACGGCUAGUGACUUGGACCCCCUCAUCCUGACGCUCUCCCUCGUGCUCGUGCUCAUUCUGCUGUUGCUGGCCGUGCUAACCCUGCUCUCCCACCGCCGGACUCUGAAGCAGAAGAUAUGGCCUGGCAUCCCAAGCCCCGAGAGCGAGUUUGAGGGCCUCUUCACCACCCACAAGGGUAACUUCCAGCUGUGGCUGUACCAAACUGAUGGCUGUCUGUGGUGGACCCCCUGCACCCCCUUCACAGAGGACCCACCUGCCCCCCUGGAGGUCCUCUCUGAGCGCUUCUGGGGGGUGACACAGGCAGUGGAGCCAGGGGCAGAUGAUGAGGGGCCCCUGUUGGAGCCAGUGGGCAGCGAGCAUGCCCAAGACAGCUACCUGGUGCUGGACAAGUGCUUGCUGCCCCGGAGCCCGCCCAGCGAGGACCUCCCACAGCCUGGUGGCGAUCUGGACGCAGCAGCCAUGGAUGAAGGCUCAGAAGCAUCCUCCUGCUCAUCCGCUUUGGCCCUGAAGCCUGGCCCAGAGGGGGCCUCGGCUGCCAGCUUUGAGUACACCAUCCUGGAUCCCAGCUCCCAGCUCUUGCGCCCGAGGGCACUUCCCCCUGAGCUGCCCCCUACCCCGCCCCACCUAAAGUACCUGUACCUCGUGGUGUCUGACUCUGGCAUCUCAACUGACUACAGCUCAGGGGGUUCCCAGGAAGCCCAGAGGAGCUCAUCCAAUGGCCCCUACUCCAACCCUUAUGAGAAUAGCCUCAUCCCAGCCCCCGAGCCUUCACCCCCGAGCUACGUGGCCUGCUCCUAGGACUCCAGCCCUCAGGUGCACGGGGACCCAGAAUGACCUCAAGUGCUACUCCAGGCCCAAGAUUUAUCCGGCAGGGUCAGUGAGGCCUGCUAACCUUGGCUUUCUGCUCAAUUCAUCCUGGUCAGAAAGUCGCAACCUUGCAGUAUUUUUAAAUGUACAGUCUUUU